Molecule: messenger RNA, 1399 nt
Organism: Aspergillus ochraceoroseus IBT 24754
Lineage: Eukaryota; Fungi; Ascomycota; Eurotiomycetes; Eurotiales; Aspergillaceae
Product: RNA recognition motif domain-containing protein
Exons: 4
Coding region: 320-1279 (319 amino acids)
Molecular function (GO): RNA binding
Source: RefSeq, a predicted model, not a curated record
CCUGUUUCUCUUCUCUUCUUCCUCUUCCUCCUCACGCUCUCUCUCUCUCUCUCUCUCUCUCUAUCUUAUUUCCUUUUCUCCUUUUCAUCGUGUAGGGACUCAACUUCUUCUGUUCCAUUAGCCAACCCCCGGGUCACGGCUUUCCAGCUUAUUUUCUUCCUCGUGUCUGUGGCGGAAUUUUCUGCUCUCCUUCCCCAAACACCCCCAGCGCUCUGUGACACCAUCUGUCGCGCGCGUUCUUUCCGCGUAGCCUGAAUUCGGCUCUUUCUUAUCAUCUCUAAUCUAUUUUUUUCAUCUUCGCUUUACGAUUUCCGUCACCAUGGCCACAGAAUACGACCACGAGAACGGCCGUUAUGAUGACGAGCCUCGUUUCGCUCGCGAUCGCAGCGCAUCUCCCCGGGAUGAGCCGCGUGCUGACCGUACCCGUAGCCGUUCCCCGAACGGUCGCGCUGAUGAACGCAGUGCUCCUCCUGAUUCUCGUAAGCCGCCUCUCGAUGAUGAUGAGGAAGGGGCCCUCAACACUGGCUCCAACCUCUUCGUUACUGGCAUUCACCCACGCUUGACUGAAUCGGAUAUCUCGCGACUCUUCGAGAAAUACGGCGAUGUUGAGAACUGUUCCAUCAUGCUUGAUCCUCACACCAAGGAGUCUCGUGGCUUUGGCUUCGUCAAGAUGGUCACUGCUGAGCAAGCAGAUGCUGCUAAGGAGGGUUUGCAGGGCGAGGUUAUCGAAGGCCGAACUCUGAGCAUCGAAAAGGCUCGCCGCAGCCGUCCCAGAACCCCAACCCCCGGCAAAUACUUUGGCCCCCCCAAGCGUGAAUUCCGUGGAGGACGCGGUGGCCGUGGUGACCGCUUCGAUGACCGUCGUGGCGCCUAUGGCGGAAGCUGGCGUCGUAACGACGACUACCGCUACGGGCGCUACGACUCUUACAGCGAUCGCCGUGAUUACGGCGGCCGUGAUUACCGCGGUGGUGACUACGGUGGCCGUCGUGAAUACCGUGAUGAUUACGCUGGUGGUGGUGGCGGUGGUGGUAGUGGUGGCAGCGGUGGUGCCGGAGGCAGCAGCGGUGGCUAUCGCAGUGGUGACCGGUAUGCAUCUGGCGGCCGUGAGGAACGUUACGGUCGCGAAGAACGCCGCGAGGAACGUCGUGGUGGUGAAGAGCGCCGUGGCUACUAUGACCGUGAUGCUAACCCUCCCAGUUACGGCCAUGGUGCUCCUUCGCGCGAGCCUUAUCCCGGCCGCUCUUACGACCCCCGUGAAGAUCGGUACGCCGGAAGGUAGGACACAAUGUGUCAGUCUACCGAUUAAGGGUCUGUAAUUUACCUACGUCUACCGACAUACACACCCCCCCGCGUCGUUCCCAGGCUUUGUCUCCUUUUCUUUUUACCCCUUCCCCCCCCC